Messenger RNA from Exophiala mesophila, 1544 nucleotides. RefSeq lists its product as uncharacterized. NCBI's taxonomy places the organism in Eukaryota, Fungi, Ascomycota, Eurotiomycetes, Chaetothyriales, Herpotrichiellaceae. Bases 404 to 1228 code for a protein of 274 amino acids. Gene Ontology annotation, biological process: transcription initiation at RNA polymerase I promoter; nucleolar large rRNA transcription by RNA polymerase I. The transcript has 5 exons. The record is from RefSeq and is a predicted model, not a curated record. Gene Ontology annotation, molecular function: RNA polymerase I cis-regulatory region sequence-specific DNA binding. Gene Ontology annotation, cellular component: nucleus; RNA polymerase I upstream activating factor complex.
CUCUCCAACAAUUGUCAUGUGGAUGCGCAUGCGGGCAUCAUCUUCACCUUCAACCUCCAUCUUCGCUUGUCAACUUGACCUGAGCCACCUGACCUGACUCCUUUCAAACUUCGCAUCUCUAUCAUAUUGAGUUCGUCUGCACCUCAAAACUCUGUGUACACCUUUCUCUGUUCUUCAACGCCGUGGCGCUGUAGCUUUUCUGCACAUCUCUGCAGGGAAUCUGCAGCGGACCACUUGCUGGGAGAUCUAUUUACCAACACCGAAUUGAUGCUUUUGUCUUCAAGGCACAUGGGCUCGACCCCGAUUUCUUGACCAUUAUUUCUUCUGAGAUUUACUUUGAUCGCCUGCCGAAGUUAGCCUGAUCCCUAAUCUCAUUCUUUACCGCCGAGAACCAGGUUUGACGAUGUCGCUCCCUUCCGAAGUGCGCAACAAGUAUAUCGGCAUCAUCGAUUCGAUUUUGAAUAGCGCGGAUCUGACCACUAUCACGAGAAAGAAGAUACUCGCCGGAAUUCAAGAGAGGGUUGAAUAUGACAUAACUCCCCAGAAGACUGCCAUCAAAACCCUGAUUGAUGAGAGAUUCGAUGUUAUCAAUGCGAGACUGAACGGUGAAAGUACAGUCGUGCCCUCAGUCGAAGCAGGAGACCCGAUUCCCAAGACCAACGGAGUCCGCAAACCUUCUCCGUCGUCCCCUUCUAGCACACCGGGCAAACGCGAAGCCUCAAGUGAGGAUUUGUCAGAUGUCGUUGAUUCUCCACCGCCAAAGAAGAAGCGCAAGAACGGGAUUGAUUCGGACGCCGCGUUUGCCGCCAAGUUGCAAGCAGAAGAAGAUCUACGAGCACGUCCAACACGAGGUGGAGCUAAUAGAAAGACGGCACCAGCCAAAAAGAAGAGAAAGGUCAAGAAGAAGGAGAGGGUCACUGGAUCAGAUGAUUCAGAGGCAGAAGAUGGCGAGAAGCCGGCUAAACCCAAACGAGAUACAGGUUUUCAUAAACCACUGAACUUGUCGCCAGCCUUGUCUAAUCUGUUUGAUGGUGCGAUUCAGCUUUCUCGACCGGAAACAACCAAAAGAAUAUGGCAGUAUAUCAAGGCCAAUGACCUCCAAGACCCGGCGGACAAGCGAUUCAUCAUCUGUGACGACAGAAUGCGGGAAGUCUUUCGACAAGACAAAGUACACAUGUUCACCAUGACCAAACUCAUUUCCCAACAAAUGUACAACCCUGACGAAUAGCUGGAUUUAUGGCCAAUAUUGUGCACCUAAGAUCGGACUGAUGGUCGAUGGCAAGGCUGAUGGAGUGCGACACUGAUGACUGAGCAGCAUUGGAGCAGCAUUGCACUUCGAGAGGUGCGCAUAGGUGUGGAGGGCAGAGUACAUCACCACAGAAGUUGGACCUGAGGAGCAGAGUCCUUUACUAUUUGGUGGCAAUGCCCGGUUGGAACGACGAUACCUCUGGCAGUAUUACAUGAUAAAAGGGCUCCAGAUUAUGUGAUUUGAAUAUCAAGCUGGAAUGAAACCCAAUGAGAUAUUCCUAAGGCUCUUCUUCUCA